Messenger RNA from Paramuricea clavata, 7779 nucleotides. The record is from the annotation of a GenBank genome assembly. Lineage: Eukaryota; Metazoa; Cnidaria; Anthozoa; Malacalcyonacea; Plexauridae.
ACAAAGAUCAAGUGGAGUAUUCAGAUGUGAGUGUUAUAACAAGUAACGAGGAUUUCACACAAAGUGUGAAUGCCAGAAACGUAUAUUCAUAUGGGGCUAGGAACGAUGACACAGUUGACCAAUUAGCGGGUGAGAAUUACAAGGUAACAGUUUCACUUCAAUAUUUGAGUAUAAUAAAAAUUGUAAAAUAUUUUAAUUUAUAGAUCAAAGAUGUGGUGUCCUGUGUAGAUAAUAUUUUAUAUAAUAGACUGCCAUGGUUUGUGUCUGAACUCAGGGAUGGAUUUACUGGGGGAGGGGGUGGGGGGGGUGCACCCCCCCCCUAGCCCUGACCAGAGGGUGUGCAGGGGUGUGUGCUAUUUUUCAUUAUAAAGCAAAAAAAUUGUUUGAGACAAAAUGAGAUACAGUAAUUUGAGUAAUAACAUGAUGAUAAGCGAACUGUGAUGUAAGCGAACAUGAUGAUAAGCAAACAAUUACAAUUCAAAUACAGUAGUCAAGCAAGACUUUGCAAUAGUGAAACAAGUUGAUGGGCGGGUGACACAACUUGGCACCAGAGCUGGCAGAGCACCCCCCCCUACCAGAUCAUGCUGGAUCCAUCCCUGUCUGAACUACCUGGAAAGUUUUCUCAAAUGUGCAAGUCCAGUGUUGGUUAAGCAUUCUACAACAAGCUGCCUUGAAGCUGAUAUAUGUGUUGCUAAUCUCCACUCGAAAAAGGGCCUCUGCUUGAAAUAGAGUAGUUUUGCUCAAUGUAGUUUGACAGAAAGCAUGGACUGAAACUAAAUAUGUUUCUUCUUGGUCUUAAAUCACAAGCCUAAUCCUAACCCCAUUUUGCACAAAACAUGAAGAAAUUACCACGUGAAAAUGAGGCUGUUCGGGCAAGAGUGUUGUGCCUUCCUAGGUUGGUGAUAAAAUAAUCCUGGUGUUUCCAAACCAUGUGAAGGGAUACUUAGCACUUCCAAUCAUGCUUCAUUCUUCAAGUUGCAAUGACUACAAUACUGCAGGUAAAUUAUGUAUCUUUCGUAAAAUUAUGUAUUGUAUUGAGUCUAUUUAGUAUUAUACUACUGUAGUUGGGCAAUUAGCAAUCUCGUUCCCCGAGCAUGCCCGUUCGCAGGUUAAGGGUGGGCAUAGCUCUGGAGAAAUCGAAUUGAUUCAGGCCUGUGAUUGGCUAACGGCAGAUAGUACGUUGGAUUUCCAACGUGAGUUCUAUAUAAACAAAGUAUUUGGAAUUUCUCGUCGAAAAUUUGAUACUAGAAAUUCUGGAGGAAAUAUGUACGAAAGCUGCGGAUUGAUAGGGAUACAACUACCUGAAAAAUACAAGGAGAACUUCGACGUUUCGAGCGAAGGCGCUUCGACACCGUGCUUCGACUUGAGCUGUUUAGUGUUUGUAUACAUCGUACUUGACCUUGACUUAUACUGUCAUACCUAACACUACGUAUACAGAAGAGUUAAAUGUAAAUUUUAAAGCAUAAAAAUAUAUAAUACUUAUUAUUGAGGAGAUUAUAUGUAUACAAACACAUAACAGUACAGAUCGAAGCGCCUUCGCUCGAAACGUCGAAGUUCUCCUUGUAUUUUUCAGGUAGCUGUAUCCCUAUCCAACCGAAGCUUUCGUACAUAUUUCCCCCAGAAUUUUUAGUUGUUUUCAAUUCGAUUUCAGUGUAAAAUGUAUCAAAUUUUCGACGCGAAAUUCUAUAAAAUACUUUAUUUAUAUUUUGCAACAUUGCCGAGCAUGCGUAGAACUCACGUUGGAAAUUCAACGUGAAUCAAUUCGAUUUCUCCAGAGCUAUGCCCAACCUUAACCUGCGAACGGGCAUGCUCGGGGAACGAGAUUGGGCAAUUAGCCAUUCCGAAGUUGAUGAGAGGACUGGGGACGAAUGUUAAAAAGUGCCCAAAUUACGAAAUGAACUAAAUCGCUAAAAAGACCACCUCAGAAUUAGUAAGUAUACAAUGUUUGAAGACGUCUACAUGAAUACCCUUCGAAUAAUAAGCUUUCGAAAAUGGUGAUAUUUACUAUGAAAUGUAUUGUAAUUUUUGUUUUUGGGGACGCGCGUCCCAAAAACAAUUUUUUAAUCAGUAAUUUCACAAUUUUCGAAAGCUUAUUAUUCGAAGGGUAUUCAUGUAAACGUCUUCAAACUUUGUAUACUCACUAAUUUUGAGGUGGUCUAUUUAGUGAUUUGGUUCAUCUCUUAAUUUGGGCACUUUUUAACACUCGUCUGGGGUGUUGGUUGACUUGGUUCGUUAUAGUCAUUAUAAUUUUGAAUGGUCCAUGCCAGUGUAGGUAGUGGCAAUGAUAAGAAAGCGUUGGAUUGAUAGGAAUACAACUACCAGGAAAUUACAAGGAGAAUUUCAAUGUUUUGAGCACUUAAAAAAAAACUUUAAAAAAACUAAAAAAGUAGCAGGGCUGCAAAUUACUGUCGGACAUCGGACAAUGUCCGACUAAAUUUGGCAAAUGUCCGAGCAAAAAUAAUUUUGAUCGGACGUCCGAUCACACAAAAAAAAAAUUGUCACAUACAUUUUUUUGCUGUGACAAAAUCCGAUUGCAAAUUUGCAUUUUGCAAUAUAAAGGCAUUCCAGCAUUUUACUUAACGUUGCGCCGGAAUGGCUAUACAUACUUGUCUCGUGACUUAUAUAUCUUGUGACGUAUAUAUGUCUGACCAAAUUUAGUGAUGUUGGUUUUUGUCCGACCAAAUUCAAGUUAUGUCCAACCAAAAUUAAAGAUGAUCGGACAAAUGUCCUGUCAAUUAAGUCAAAUAUUUGCAGCCCUGAGUAGUUUAUAUAGUAGCCCGCGUGCAAGCCCACUAUAGUUAUAGCGAACUACAUUUUGCCUAAAAGUAGCCAAGUAGUUGACUAUUUUUCAAACAGCGAAUCGCUAUUUGCUACUUUUUAAAAUUAUUAGCAACUUGAUAGAAUAGCAUGAUAUUGAGACAGGGUUUGCUUAAAAUCAAAACUCAAUUGUCAAUUUUCACUCCUGAACACUGUAGUGUGUACAAAAAUGUUGCUUUGUGUUUACUGUUGCUACUCGUAAGUCGAUUGGUUAUAGGUUACAUUACAGCCUGAGUUAGUAGAUGCUCCAAAUACAGUAAAACUAAAAAAUAUAGCGUAGCGAAAUAGCGAAAUAGUUCGCUACAUUUUUUAAGCAGUAGCUGUAGUCAGUAGCGAACUACCUUUGUUCAAAAGUAGCAGUAGUUGUAGCUGACUACAUAUUUUUGAAGUAGCUGUAGUUAUAGCGAACUACAAAAAUUUGUAGUCAACCCACCCUUGAUUUUUACUCAAUAACUUCUUAACAAAUGGCCUUCACUUAAAACGUCGAAGUUCUCCUUGUAUUUUUCAGGUAGUUGUAUCCCUAUCAAGGGUGCAUGGGUUGACUACAAAAUUUUUGUAGUUCGCUAUAACUACAGCUACUUCGAAAAUAUGUAGUCAUGCAGCUACAACUACUGCUACUUUUGAACAAAGGUAGUUCGCUACUGACUACAGCUACUGCUUAAAAAAUGUAGCGAACUGUUUCGCUAUUUCGCUACACUAUAUAUUUUAGUUUUACUGUAUUUGGAGCAUCUACUAACUCAGGCUGUAAUGUAACCUAUAACAAAUCCACUUACGAGUAGCAACAGUAAACACAAAGCAACAUGUUUGUAAGCACUAUAGUCUGCACUACAGUGUUCAAGAGUGCAAAUUGACUAUUGAGUAUUGACUUUAAGCAAACCGUGUCUCAAUAUCAUGCUAUUCUAUCAAGUUGCUAACAAUUUUAAAAGGUAGCGAAUAGCGAUUCGCUGCUUGAAAAGUAGUCAACUGCUUGGCUACUUUUAGGCAAAAUGUAGUUCGCUAUAACUACAGCUACUGUUUUAAAAAAGUAGUCAAAAACUACUGGCUACUUGAAAAUUGUAGUUCGCUACAGUAGCGAACUACAACUACUUCGCUACAACCCACCCUUGAUCCCUGUCAAUCCAAAGCUUGAUCUUAUAGUGAAUGUUUCAUUUUUUCAGGAUAUUUUCAAGAUGACGCGACAGAAUGUGUGCGAAGUUUCUCUGAUCUGUCCUCAGAGUGUUCUAACUUACCUAUGUUGUCAGCUGGAAGUUAUUACUCAAAUUUUCAAGUGGCAAUGGUAUGCAGUUUAAAAAGUGUCGAUAUAUAAAUAGACCUUUCCCCUUUUUAGUGAAAUUUUGAUCUAGACUAGCCUGGACAAAAAUUUCAUCACAGCUUGAAAGCAUCACAAAAUUAGUAAUAUUCCGAAGUUUCGUUGCGAAAUGUUGUAAAAUGCGGAUAAUAUAGCCUUGCAAAGUUUGCCGUUUUUCAGUCAUUUUGUAUUACAAAUGGGAAAUUGAUAAUCAGUUUGAUCAUCUGAUUAUCAAUUUUCCGUUUGCAAUGCAAAAUGACUGAAAAACGGCAAACUUCGCAAGGCUAUAUUAUCUCCAUUUUACAAAAUUUCGCAACGAAACUUCGGAAUAUUACUAAUUUUGUGAAUUGUGAUGCUCUUUCAAGAUGAAAUUUUUGUCCAGGCUAGUCUAGAUCAAAAUUUCACUUAAAAGGGGAAUGGUCUAUUAACAGCCUUUAAAUGGCAAUGUAGCGCUGAUGGCAAUGUGCCCAAUGUGUCCUACAGUACUUUAUUAUUUUACUCUAUUUAACACCAGACAAGUUCACUCUUCAAGGGGAGAGGGGUUAAUCAGAUUCUCUGACCACUAAGCUCCUGUUAACCGUUUAAGUGGCAACGUGCCCAAUGCGCCCUACUUUAUUAUUUUUGCCGCCGCAGCGAGCGAGCAUUAAGUGAGCGAGCAAGGCAGCACACUAAAAUCGUACACUAUUUAUUACUCUAUUAGUUUAGGUUUUUGUCGAGGGUCGAGUGUCGAGGGUCCAAUGUCGAGGGUGAGGGUAAAAAGGCGCUAGAUACCAAGCCUUUUUAACACGUCUUCUCUAGCCGCGUUGUGAAUCGUAAACUCUCUUAUUUCUGGAAUACAGCUACAGUAUUGCAUUUUUUGGGACAUCCUGUAUCAAUUCUAUGUUCAGUAAUCUAUUGUUACUAUAUUCUCUAGUCUCCACAAGCGUUUGUACUCUCGCGAAACACAACUUCAAAUUCAUCAGCAAGAUCUGGAAGUUUCAACACAUCUCUGGUGUUUACACCUCAGCUGUCUGUACCAUUACUGUGUCGUGACAACACUGGAGUGCUAAAUCAAUGUAGUUUUACUUCACCGCCUGCGCCAGUCUAUAACAUGACUACAAACACGUGUGAGAAUGUCGUCACAGAGGUGAGAUGUUGUUAACAUGCAUCCUCACAAUUUUGAUAAAUCUGUGUCUAUUAAAACAGAAUAAGCGCAGAUGUUUUUCAAAAUUUGCUUAAUAUCCGCUAAAGGAAUACAUUAAUGGUUAAUUUUGAUAUUCGAAUGAUAUUCAAGUGAUAUAUUCUAACAAAUUCUAACUACUAUUUACAGCUCGAACGGGCAAAUAGUUUCAAACUAAGCACAAACUUUUUGGCAUAGUUUCAAACUAAGCCAAAACCAACCACAAAGCGGGUUAUUCUGGCUAACUAUUUUCCUUGGUUUUGGCUUAGUCGUACUGCUAUUAUUGGCAAGCAAGUUAAUCUUGGCUUGGAAAUAAGUAUGAAUGACACAAAUUACUUAAUAUCUUCACAAUAUUUAGUUCAAAAUUAAUACAUUGUGCUGAUAUUAAUUUGUGUCAUUCAGACUUAUUUCCGACAUUUUCUCUGACGGCACUGUAAAAGAUAUUUUAAGGCCUGUAAUUACAUAACUCGCCCAAAUACUCAUGGUAUUUAAAAAAAUUAAAUAUCUUAUUUUCUUUAUAUUAUUUUUAGGUCGCCUAUACAUUUAUUUAUUCUAACGAAAGUUCCAACUUGGAGCAACUGAAUGUCUCAUUUGUUCUUGAAAAUAUUCGAGACAAUUCUCUACAGAAAUUUUCGAUCAAAUUUCUCAAGGUAUUUACUGUAAAAAUUCAUCAUGUGACGUCCAGUGUGGGUUACUGGGACUGAGAAUGACAGACACAAAAAUGGGCCUGGAAAAACUAUACCGUAAACCUCCGACUAUAAGCCCCCCCCCCCCGAAUAUAAGCCCCCCGUGUAUAAGCCCACCACAUGUACCAACGCUCACCUCAUUCCAAUUAAAAGCCUCCCCGAAUAUAAGCCCACCCGAAUAUAAGUCCCCCGAAUUAAUAUAAGCCCAGUAAUCGCUGCUUAAUACAUGUUUAUUUUCCUGUUUAUGACUGACUUUUUUAUGUCUCACUUGUUUGUUACUAACACAAAAGAUCGUCCAUGUAUAAGCCCCCCGUAUAUAAGCCCUCCCAUUGUAUAAGCCCAUCAAAAAUCGCUUACGAAAGUAUAUAAGCCCAGGGCUUAUAGUCGGAGGUUUACGGUAUACCGUACCAGAAUGUUUUCUGUGGACAUUUCCAAGCCUGAAAAUAAAUUUCCAACGGUGCCUGACAAAGUGUCAGGUACCAAAUGAUUGGUGCCUGACACUAGACAUUUUGUGCCUGACAAAAAUAUGAACGCAAUAGAGCAAAUAUAGUUUUCCGUGGUCCUUGAAAUAAAAGAAGCCAAUGAAAAGCUUUGUAACAAAUAUUUUGAAAUAUUAUAAUGAAAUUUUUAAUGCCAGUUACAGACUGUUUCACCAAUAGUUGUCUGUCUGGCAAAAAACCCAGUUGUGUCGGACACUGAUCAUCUUUUCGUACCGCACAAUGUCCGUGACCGGCUGCUUAUUUUCAGGCUUGGACAUUUCAGAGUGAAAUAGCUUGAGCAGCUUCUGAUCUAGAACGUCCAGGGCAACUGCAUUUAACCGAGUUCUGGUUCGAAGAGGUUAUUUUUCCUGCUGUUGCGAAUCCAGUGAUCUACUUGCACAGUGAGCUUUGCCUGUUUUGUGUAAUUGUAGAAUAGAACGGGUUGUGAUAUAUGUGGAAACUUUUCCACAGCAAAACCGUUUCUAAAGAGAAAUAGGUUUUUAAAGUCAUCACAAAGAUGAACCACCUACUCUGGAAUUUUCUUUCAAUCUCGCAUUUAUGACUUGGAUUUGGUCUAAAAAAUUUGGGAAAUGGGAUCAACACCCCCAUGCCCACCUCCACACCGCACCCCCGCCCAAUCCCAACCUACUCCCAGCCCUUCAGGUAUCCGUUUUAAGUCCUGGCCAAUAAUAAUUUGGGUGUGGCCAAUACUGUUUUGCUCUACUGAGGCUCCGGCUAUUAAUUGAUGAGCAAAGCGAGUAUGCAAAGUAUGGAAGGUCGAAGCUUCAAGGCGGCAAGUUGAAAGGUGGGCACACUGGGCAAAGGCUUGCAAGCUUUGUCUAUUUGGUAUAGCCUAUUGUGCGAGAAGAAGGCUAAAAAUUUCAGCCUGUCAUGACUGCAAGUACCGGCAAAUUACACACAGCCUCUGGCGAGUGGCUGUCAAAUGUCUUCUUAGCGCUGACGAAAUUUGCCGUUCGCCGGCUUAAAACAGGAUGGAUGAGUACUACUCCCCUACCUCCUUUCAUUACCCUUGAUAUAAUGAUGGGUUCAAGUUGUGAUGAUUUGUGAUCUUUUUAGGAAGGAAAGGAGGACGUCUUUACGAAAUCUGGAAAUCCUGGAUAUUUAGUUGAUCAACCGAUACUAGCUGGACUUCUUCAACUUAAUCUAGCCACAAAUAAGUAUGAUCUUGUAUGGAUUGUGCCAGUGAUGGAUUCGUCUUCUUUUCAAUCCUUUGGUCAAACUAACUCGUGGUCUUUUACUAUUUUCAGGAAAGCUAUCAUAUUAAGUACGAACAGCAAAGAAUGGCUGACUGUUCCCAAGGCCACGGUGGAUGGGUUCUGGAGUGAAUGA